UCUCGCGACGUCAAUGUUGGUGCUUGCUCGCGCUUCUUUUCACAUAACGAGUGUCACAUCAAUGCGUGGAACGUGUCAAUAGGUUUUUCCAUUCUGGCCUGUUGCCUGCCUGUCUGUCUGCCUAUCUUUAUUUAUAACUAAUUAAAGUAGACCCAGUUGCAAAUGCUGACUCUUCUAAGGCGGUCAAACGGAGAUCCGCUCGAUAAAUUGGGGCCAAAAUUUUCGGUUCUCCAGCUCAAACUAUCGUUACAUUUUACCAGAAAAUAUAAACGUGAAAAUUCGCGCGAGCAAAAUUUUUUUAUUUAUAACAGUAUUGCAUGUAAUUUUCGUGUCAUUUUUUGCUGAUAAGUUGCUUGAGUUCUAACAAUGACUACUUGGACGCAAUUAGCCGUGGAGCACGUCAGCACGAUACCCAAGGAAGAAUUUAGCAUAACACAUCGAGGAAAAUCGACGACAAUAGAGAAGCUACCGGACAAAGUUCUUUUGAACGUUUUUAGUUAUCUCUCCCAUCGUGAAAUAUGUAUGAUUGCACGAAUUUGUAAACGUUGGCGACAAAUGGCGUAUGACACGCGUCUUUGGAAGCACGUGUCCCUAAGACCAGAAAUAAGCGGGCUUCACGUGAGCUCUCUGGAAAAUUUGUUGCAUUUAAUCAGCGUACGUUUUGGACCUUCAUUGAGAUAUAUUGAAUUACCAAUAGAAUUGAUCACCCAUACAGUCUUACACGAAUUAGCUAAUAAGUGUCCAAAUCUAACACAUAUGUUGUUGGAUUUUUCAACUGCUAUGCAACUGCACGAUUUUUCGGAAAUGCAAGCAUUUCCUACAAAAUUAAAAUAUAUGUGUAUUUGUCUAUCAGAAGUCAUCUUUCUUGAGGGUUUUAUGCGCAAAUGCUAUAAUUUUAUAAAUGGAUUGGAGAUUCUUCAUUUAAUUGGAACAUAUGAAAAAAUGGAGGAAGAAGAAGAAGAAAUUUAUGAAGUAAUUAAUGUGCACAAACUCAAAUCUGCGACGCCGAAUUUAAGGGUAAUCAAUUUAUACGGAAUCAACUUUGUGGAUGAUUCACAUAUCGACGCCUUCUCUUCUAAUUGUAUCCAACUAGAAUGUUUAGCUGUGAAUUUUUGUGCCAAAGUGACUGGUUCGACUAUGAAAACUCUCUUCCAAAGGAGCAGAAGACUGAAAUGUCUUCUUAUGCAAGGAACAAAUCUCCAAAGUGAAUAUGUCAUGCAAGUUGAGUGGGAAAAAUCAAGUAUUCAGGAACUCGACGUUACUGCUACCGAUUUGUCAACGGAAUGCUUAAUUGAUAUGCUAACUAGGAUUCCCGGCCUUCGCUUUUUGAGCGCUGGUCAACUGAACGGUUUCAAUGACAGUGUACUGAAAGCAUGGACCGAGGUUGGAAAUCCGCGAAAUUUAAUAGCUCUGGAUUUGGAUAGUUCCGACAAUUUAACCGACGAUGCUUUGCAUAAGUUCCUGUCGAAGCAUGGUCAUCAGCUGUACGGCCUUGCGCUGUCAGGCAUGCCGCACAUUACCGAUCAGCUUUGGCAAAGUGUACUACCGAUUCUUACCAAUGCAAAAAUACUUGUGAUGGGUACUCAAGAAAGACUAGGUGUCAACAUUCACGUGGAUCAGCUGAUGGAUGCAAUUGCCAAUAAUUGUCUUAAUUUAGAGCGUCUAGAAUUGAGAUGGGAUCCGGAGAACUUGAGAUUCUCCGACAAAAGUCAAAAAGCUAUUGAUGUCUUACGUGUAAAAUGCAUUAAGCUGAGAUGCUUAAGUUUAAGCGAUGGACGGUACUGUGAAGUUGUUAAAGCAAAUUUCGAACGAGCUGACAGAAUGACAGUCGUCAGAACAAUUACUUGCUGCAGAGUAUCGAAUUAUUAUCUUUUGCAAAAUUAUAAGGAUCUAAUUUUUAAUUGACACGCUUUGACUAUAAUUUCUUAGGUUCGAGUUUUAUUAAGUUUCUCUCGACGAAUUUAAACAAAUAAGUGCCUAAAUAUAAAGUUCUUCGAUUUUUUUGUCACAGUAUUAUAUAACGUAGAUAACACUAGGAGGAUAAGAAUAAGAUAAAGAAGAUAAAAUUCAUAUUGUACGAUAAUAUAAUAGAA
Nylanderia fulva is the source of this 2093-nucleotide messenger RNA. RefSeq names its product F-box/LRR-repeat protein FipoQ (gene FipoQ). Gene Ontology annotation, molecular function: protein binding. NCBI's taxonomy places the organism in Eukaryota, Metazoa, Arthropoda, Insecta, Hymenoptera, Formicidae. Gene Ontology annotation, biological process: positive regulation of protein ubiquitination. The record is from RefSeq and is a predicted model, not a curated record.